AUGGGGCCACAUUGGAAUCCACUGGCAACAGAGAUAGCAGUGGUAUUGGAAGGGGAAGGCAUGGUUCGUGUGGUAUGCGGGAGCAGCAAUAUGGACAAGUUUAAAUGCCAAAACACAAGGUUUAAGGUGAAGCAGGGUGAUUUUUUCAUGGUACCUAGGUUUCGUCCAAUGGCUCAGAUGUCUUUCAACAAUGACUCUCUCGUUUUUCUGGGCUUUAGUACCACAACGAAGAAGACCUAUCCUCAAUUUUUGGCGGGAAAGAGAUCAGUGCUACAGACCAUAGAUAAGCACAUAUUGGCUGCAUCUUUCAAUGUGAGCGACACAACAAUAAAGCAACUUUUGCAUUCUCAGGAAGGACCCAUCAUAUUAGAGUGUGGAUCAUGUGCAGAGGAAGAGGAAAAGAUCAUGAUAGAGGAAGCCAAAGAGAGGGAAGAGGAAAUAAGGAGAGAAGAGCAGGACAGGAGACGGGGUGAAGAGGAAACUAAAAGGAAAGAAGAGCAAAAAAAGAGACAAGAGGAGGAAGCGAGAAAAAGAGAAGAGGAGAAAAGAAGACCGGAAGAGGAAGCUAAAAAGAGAGCAGAGGAGGAAGCCCAAAGGAAAGAACAAGAGAAAAUGAGAGAGGAGGAAGAAGCUAAGAGACAGCGUCAACAACAAGAAGCUAAAGAGGAGGAAGAACAAGCUAGAAGAGAGCAAGAAGAAGAAGCAGAAACAGAGCAGGAACGAGCUAAAAAGGAACAAGAAGAAAUGAAAAGAAAGCACCAACAAGAAGAAGCUAAAAAAGAAGAACAAGCUAGAAGAGAGCAAGGAGAAGAAGCAGAAAUAGAGCAGGAACGAGCUAAAAAGAAACAAGAAAGGGAAAGGAAGUAUCAACAAGAAGAAGCUAGAGAGGAGGAAGAACAAGCUAAAAGAAAGCAAGAAGAAGAAGCAGAAAUAGAGCAGAAACGAGCUAGAGGAGAGCAAGAAGAAAGGGAAAGGAGGCAUCAACAAGAAGAAGUGAAAGAGGAGCAAGAACAAGCCAGAAAACAAGAAGAAGAAGCAAAAAGGGAGAAGGAACAAGAAGAAAAGGAAAGAAAGCGUCAACAAGCUAAAAGAGAAGAAGAACAAGUUAGGAAAGAGCUAGAAGAAGAAGCAGAAAGAGAGCAAGAACGAACUAAAAAGGAACAAGCAGAAAGGAAAAGGAAGUAUCAACAAGAAAAAGCUAAAGAUAAGGAAGAACAAGCUAGAGGAGAGCAAGAAGAAGAAGCAGAAAUAGAGCAGGAACAAGCUAAAAAGAAACAAGAAGAGAGGGAAAGAAAGCAUCAGCAACAAGAAGAAGAAGAAAAGAAAGAACAAGCUAGCAAACGACAAGAAGAAAAGGCAGAAAGGGAGCAAGGGCAAGCUAGAAAGGAACAAAAAGAAAAGGAAGGAAGGCGUCAGCAGGAUGAAGAAGAAGAGCUACAAGAACAAGCUAGGAGACAACAAGAGGAAGAAGCAAAAAAGGAGCAGAAGCAAGGUAGAAAAGAAAAAGAAAAAAGAAAAAGGAGGCAUCAAACAGAAGAAGUAGAAGAAGAGCAAGAACAAGUGAGAAGACAUCAAGAAGAAGAAGCAACCGAGGAACAAGAGCAUGGUAGAAAAGAACAAGAAGAAAGGGAAAGGAGGCAACAAAAGGAAGAAGCAAAACAAAUGCAAGGACAAAAGAAGCAAAAGAGAAGCAAGAACAAGCCAGAAGACAGCAAGAAGAGGAAGCGGAAAAGGAGCAAGACCAAGCUAGAAAGGAACAAGAAGAAAGGGAAAGGACAUGUCAAAAAGAAGAGCAAGAGCAAGACAAAUGACAACGUGAAGAAGAAGCAGAAAAGGAGCAAAAGCAAGCUAGAAAGGAACAAGAAGAAAGGGAAAGGAGGCAUCAACAUGAUGAAGCAAAAGAGGAGUAAGAAUAAGCCAGAAGGCAACAACAAGAAGAAGCAGAGAAGGAGCAAGAGCAAGCCAGAAAUGAACAAGGAGAAAAGAAAAGGAGACGUUCACAAAAACAAGCUAAAAUUGAAGAAGAGCAGGCUAGAAGAAAGCGAGAAGAAGUAG
This is a messenger RNA of Neltuma alba, 2055 nucleotides long. RefSeq names its product vicilin-like seed storage protein At2g18540. Bases 1 to 2055 code for a protein of 684 amino acids. The transcript is spliced from 3 exons. NCBI's taxonomy places the organism in Eukaryota, Viridiplantae, Streptophyta, Magnoliopsida, Fabales, Fabaceae. The record is from RefSeq and is a predicted model, not a curated record.